Molecule: messenger RNA, 1464 nt
Organism: Lycium ferocissimum
Lineage: Eukaryota; Viridiplantae; Streptophyta; Magnoliopsida; Solanales; Solanaceae
Product: methyl-CpG-binding domain-containing protein 11-like
Exons: 2
Coding region: 89-1084 (331 amino acids)
Molecular function (GO): DNA binding
Source: RefSeq, a predicted model, not a curated record
UUUUCCUUUUUAGAAGUCAGUUGGUUUAUGUAGCGUUUCUUUUUCAGAAAAUAGAGUUAGGUGAACUGAGAAAACACAUACAAAAAAAAUGGCAAGCUUAGUGGAGAUGAAUGAAGUUGUAUCCAUUGAGCUACCAGCUCCAACUGGUUGGAAAAAAAGGUUUCUGCCGAAGACAGGAGGGACUCCAAAGAAAAAUGAGAUUGUAUUUACUGCACCAACAGGGGAGGAGAUCACUACAAGGAGACAGUUGCAGCAGUACCUGAAGUCACACCCUGGUGGUCCGGCAAUCACGGAGUUUGACUGGGGCAGCGGUGAAACUCCACGAAGAUCCACAAGGAUCAGUGGAAAGGCAAAGGCAGCAGAAAGUGGGCCUCCGAUGAAACGAAGCAGAAAAUCUUCAGCUUCUAAGAAGGAUGUGAAAGACAAAGAAGAAACUGAGGAAGCCAAGGAUGAAAAAGAUGUUGACAUGCCAGAAGCUGAAGAACAUGAAAAGGAUACUGUGGCUAUGGAAGCUGAGAAGGAGGUCAAACAGAAACAUGAUGAGGGAAAAGAUGAAAAGAAGAAAGAUGAAACGCGUUCUGCUGAUGUUGAGGUUGUGAAGGAGAACGAAGCUGAAAAGAAAAGUGAAUGCCAAACUGAAGAUGGGAAAGCAGAUGGUGGUCCUUCCAAAGAGGCUGAGGUUGAGAAAGAUGUCAAAAUGGCAGAUCAUGCUGCUGAGAAGAAAGAUGAAAUGCAUUCUUCUGAUGUUGAUGCUGUGAAGGAGAACCAAAGUGAAGGCCAAGCAGAAGUGGCUGAGGUUGACAAAGAUGUCAAAAUGGCAGAUAAUGUUGAAGAGGCAUCGCUGGUGAAAGAGGUCCCUCUUGAGAAAGAAGCUGAUGUUCCUGAAGCUACGAAGGAUGAGGUUCCAGAAAAAGUGGAACAAAAACCGACUGAAACAGAUAAAGAAGAUCCUGGCGUUGCUGAGGAGAAGAAGCAACCGGAACAAGAACAGAGAGAUGAAAAUGCUUUGAUGAACAGCGACAUAAGCAAGGUGGAGGAAGAAGUAACUGACAACGGAGCCGAGGCUGAUGAGGCCAACCCAUGAGUAGCGACAUGGAGCCAUUCUCUCUCUGACCUUUUACUCUUGUUUCUUUUUUUUAGUGAUUGUAGUAGUUGUUGUCAAUGGUAGAUACUCUGAUUGUUCACAAGAUAUCUGUACGUAAUAUCGUAGAUUUAGGUCUUAAAAUUGCAGUCUUGGUCCUCUGGAAGAAUUUAUAGCUGAAAAUAGAUACUUGUACCAUUACAACCUUACAUCAUAGGUUAGACCUUCAGUGGACGGAAUUUGUAGGUUGCUGAAAUCCAUGUAGCAUGUUGUGACAGAACUCAGUAACUUAAGCUUGUAAUAAGUCCAUGUUCAGCUAGUGUCGACUCUUAGCAGUUUCAUGUCUCCUGGUUUCUUCUAUAAAAAUUGCAGGUUUAUGUUCA